AUGCCUGGUUCAACUCUGCACGCGGGGCCUGGAGGCAGUUCCAUGUUUGAUCCGGACAACAUGAGGUUCAUUGUGCUGCUUCUGUUUGUCCAGGUGUCGUUUUCAGAGCUGCCCACACUCUCCCUGCUGCUGGAGUCUCCCCCGUCUCCCAUCACCUGCCUUGCCUCAGGCUUCUACCCCAACCGAGCCACACUGUUCUGGACCAUAGAUGGAGACCUCCUGCCUGACGGCGAGGAACCAGGGGAAAUCCUGCCCACGGUCAACCAGACCUUCCAGAUGAGUGUGGACCUGGACGUAUACUCUGUAGCUGUGGAGGAAUGGAGCCGCUACAAAUGUGUGUUCGUGUUCAAAGACGGUACCAGCCAGAGUGUGAACAUUACUCUGGACAAAGAAGUCAUCAAGUUCACCGACUCUCCCAAUAAGAUGUUUCCCGUGGGCCUCGUCAUUGGAGUGAUCGUCGGUCUCCUCGUGAUUGCUAUUGUCUUUAUUGGAGCUUGCAAAUACAAGCAGCGCUACAGCAACAGGGCUCACCUGUAG
Molecule: messenger RNA, 537 nt
Organism: Knipowitschia caucasica
Lineage: Eukaryota; Metazoa; Chordata; Actinopteri; Gobiiformes; Gobiidae
Source: the annotation of a GenBank genome assembly